AAAAAAUGGGACUACUUUUCUUUCUCUGUUUUGUUUUCGUACGGUUCCAAAUAUUGCUUUGUGUGUCCAAUAUUGAAGAAUACCUGUUUAAGAAUUACAGUUCAAUGUUAAAACCAAGAAGAAUUCAAAGCGAGGCAGUGAUUGUGAGCAUACAUAUGACAAUAAACUCUGUCCAUGAGGUGGAUGAACAGUUUCAGUAUAUCUCCUUUUACGCUUGGUUUAAUAUUCAAUGGUACGACGAUUUCUUGACUUGGAAUGAGACCGAACACACCGGGAUCAAGACCAUUGCUGUACCAUACCAGAAAGCCUGGAUACCUGAUUUGUCCAUGUGGUAUUCCGAAGAACACGUCCACGAUCUUGGCCCUCACUCGUUUGUUUCGGUGGCAUCAGAUGGCCACCUUGUGUGGUUUCCAGGAGGAAAAUAUAUAGUCGUGUGUGACGUCAAGAUGAAAAAAUUUCCAUUUGAUGAACAGAAAUGUAUCAUAACAAUUUCGGCUUGGCAAAGUAAUGACAGCAUUCAGAAACUUGUUCCGAGAAAAAGAUUAGAUAAUGACGCAGAAUUUAUUGCUGAGAAUGGAGAAUGGGAGUUUACGAAUUUCACGUUUCAUUCUUUUUAUCAGAAAGAGCUUGAUAUGACGAUAUUAAAAUACACACUCUGUUUAAAAAGACGAUACCUUCAUUUCGUGCUCAGUACUCUGGUACCCAUUAUCAUACUAUCUGUUUUGAAUUCUUUGACCUUUUUUAUCCCUUUGGAAUCAGGAGAACGGAUUCAAUAUUCUCUCACACUUUUCCUAGCUUUUACCGUGUUUUUAACUUUGUUCGAACAAAUGAUGCCGCAGAACUCCACAGAUGUACCCUAUAUAUCCGUGUAUGUCGGAUUUCAAUUAAUUCUCUGUGUUAUUUCAACGGUGGUCUCUGUUGUAUGUACGUCGAAAAAGUAUUCGUCGGAGAUGAAGGAAGCUAAAUAUUGCAAUAAUACGGGUUACUGCAAACAAGAGUGUCGAUCACAAACUAUUUGCACAGAGAUUAGCAAAGGCAAACCUAUGGACAAAGACACCGAACCCGAGAACAAGCUUAACAACAGCUGCAACAACAACACCCAUGAACACAACAUCCACAACAUUUGUGCCGUAAACAGCUUUGAGCAUAGAACGAACCGUAUAAUGACCUUAUUUAACAGCUUCUCGUUGAUUCUUUCAACUGUUAUAUUGUUUAUUCUCUACUGGAUUUGAAUAUAGGUGAAAGUUAAGCAGCUUAUAUAACCCACAAACGUACCUACCUGUCAGUGGCUCUCACCAAACACAAUGACAAGUUAUAAUCAUAAAUUAAUUAUCUACGAUUGCUUCUUCAUCAGGUAGGACAAUUUGCGAAAGACAUCCUUUCGAAGCUAAAAUAUUGUAACCCUGUACGAUGGGAUGAAUUACUUUAGCACUAUAAUUCCGUACGAUGAGAUGACUGGAUUUACUUUAUUGCAUUGUGCCGCUGUAUGAUAUAAUGACAGGGUUUACUUUAAUACAUUAUAAUUCUUUAUGAUGAGAUGAAUUACGUUGUAACCCUGUACGAUAAGAUAAAUUAUGUUAUAAUACUGUACGAUAAAAUAAAUUAUGUUGUAAUACUGUACAAUAAGAUAAAUAAUAUUGUAAUACUGUAUGAUAAGAUAAAAUACGUUGUAAUGCUGUACGAUUAGAUAAAUUAUGUUCUAUAAAUACUAUACGAUAAGAUAAAUUACGUUGUAAUUCUGUACGAUAAGAUAAAUUAUGUUGUAAUUCUGUACAAUAAGAUAAAUUAUGUUGUAAUUCUCUACGAUAAGAUAAAUCAUGUUCUAUAAAUACUGUAUGAUAAGAUAAAUCAUGUUUUAUAAAUACUGUAUGAUAAGAUAAAUUAUUUUUUAAUUCUGUACGAUAAGAUAAAUUAUGUUGUAAUACUGUACAAUAAGAUAAAUAAUGUUGUAAUACUGUAUGAUAAGAUAAAAUAUGUUGUAAUGCUGUACGAUUAGAUAAAGUAUGUUCUAUAAAUACUAUACGAUAAGAUAAAUUACGUUGUAAUUCUGUACGAUAAGAUAAAUCAUGUUCUAUAAAUACUGUAUAAGAUAAGUCAUGUUCUAUAAAUACUGUACGAUAAGAUAAAUUAUGUUCUAUAAAUACUGUAUGAUAAGAUAAAUUAUGUUCUAUAAAUCCUGUAUGAUAAGAUAAAUUAUGUUGUAAUUCUGUACGAUAAGAUAAAUCAUGUUCUAUAAAUAAUGUAUGAUAAGAUAAAUCAUGUUCUAUAAAUACUGUAUGAUAAGAUAAAUCAUGUUCUAUAAAUACUGUAUGAUAAGAUAAAUCAUGUUAUAUAAAUACUGUAUGAUAAGAUAAA
Molecule: messenger RNA, 2355 nt
Organism: Ostrea edulis (European flat oyster)
Lineage: Eukaryota; Metazoa; Mollusca; Bivalvia; Ostreida; Ostreidae
Product: neuronal acetylcholine receptor subunit alpha-7-like
Exons: 1
Coding region: 6-1232 (408 amino acids)
Biological process (GO): signal transduction; nervous system process; chemical synaptic transmission
Cellular component (GO): synapse; neuron projection; membrane
Molecular function (GO): neurotransmitter receptor activity; transmembrane signaling receptor activity; extracellular ligand-gated monoatomic ion channel activity
Source: RefSeq, a predicted model, not a curated record